This is a messenger RNA of Carassius gibelio (silver crucian carp), 6451 nucleotides long. RefSeq lists its product as uncharacterized. NCBI's taxonomy places the organism in Eukaryota, Metazoa, Chordata, Actinopteri, Cypriniformes, Cyprinidae. Bases 1 to 6030 code for a protein of 2009 amino acids. Gene Ontology annotation, biological process: DNA integration. The record is from RefSeq and is a predicted model, not a curated record. The transcript has 2 exons. Gene Ontology annotation, molecular function: nucleic acid binding.
AUGGACACUGCAGCUAGUGAUACAGCGGAGCCUGUGGUCAGACCCAAGAGACAAAGUAAACCACCUUCACAUCUGAGUGACUAUGAGGUUGGCUACAUACCUCCAGUGGACCCUCCUCCAAUCUCUUCUUCUCGCUGUCACAGCCAACAUAAGAGCCAAUCGAGGAAAACGUCCCACAGUAAAGCCAGCUCUCAUUCCAGAUCCAGUGGUCAUUCCAUUAUCUCUGGUGUGCAAGCUACUUCUGCACUCACAAGCAGUCAGGCAGCCAUGGUGGAUGAGAGAAUCAAGCAGAGGCAGUAUGACAACCUACGUCAGCAGAUAGAGGAGGACACGUUGGCAGAAAUAGAAUAUCAGAGGCUGCAAACACAAGCUAAAGAGGCUCAACGUGUUCAGGAAGAGGCUCUCAUGGCAAAGGAAGCACUAACUAACCAAUUAGAACGACAACGUAAGCUAAAAAAGGCAGAGACUGACCUAGAAGUGGCCAAACUGGUGAAUUCUUUGCUCAGCCAAGACUUGAGUGUGGAUGAUGCAGGUUCUGAAGGAUCCCCAGACACAACUGUGCCACCACCACAGUCACUUCAUGCCAGCCCAGUCCAGUCUCAUGUAUAUCCGCAAUCUCACAGCCCUGUAUUGUCCAUGAUGCAAGCAAAGCAGACUGUCUCAGAGGCACAGAGCACAUCAAGGGGACCAUGCAUAGUUCAGUCACUCAAAACUCCUCCAUUGACAUUUCAAGCAACUAUGCCAUUACAGGAGAAUAUGUCACAUGUCUUGCAGCAGCCAAGCCCAGUCUCAAUACCACUACCUCCAUUCAACCCUGUGCAACAAGCAGCGACUCAGCUUGCGACACCAUACACAGGUAGUGUUCUGAUAUCACCGACUAGACCUCCUGUAGCACCCAUUGCAUCAACCUUACAUGUGAAUACUCCAUUACAAAGGCAAUCAGCCCCUCUUAUGAGUCAGAAUCAGCCUAUUCCAACCACUCAUCAUAGAGCACCUCUCUUAUCUAACACACCUAUCUGCCCUCAACCAUAUUCACCUCUACCUGUUCCUCAAGCUGGUUACAUACCUCAACCCGGGACAGAACUUCUGAUGGCAGCAGCCUAUGGCAUUCCUCGCCCCACACUACCAGUGUUUGAGAGUGGCACUGAAAGUGACUUUGCCUUGUUGAAGUUGGCCUUAGAUAAUCUCUUAAGUCACCAUACUCACAUCAGCGAGCAGUACAAAUACCAAGUGUUGCUGAGUCACCUGAAAUUUGCUAGUGCCCAACAACUGGCUAAAGCAUAUAUGCACCACCCACAGCCAUACACCACAGCCUUGCAAGCUUUGCAGGAGAAGUAUGGCCAGCCCCGGCAGCUUGUGCAAUCUGAGUUGGGUGCAAUCAUGAGUACACCACCCCUUAAAAUGGGUGAUUCCAAUGCAUUCGACUCAUUCGCCUUAUCUGUCCAGUCCCUAGUAGGCAUGCUGAGAACACUGGAAGGUCAAAACGGGUAUGAGCUCAUGUGUGGUUCUCACGUAGACCGCCUUCUGAGUAAACUGCCACCAGCUUACCGAGACAGCUUCGUAGAAUACUGCCUGAGUCAUGGAAUUCUACAAACUGGUACAGACAGAACCUAUACUCUCCCCGACUUAGCAUCCUGGUUACAAACGAAGUCACAAGCUAAACGUAUCUCAAGCCGAGCAGCCGCUGUAUUUCAGUCCGACACUACAAAGUUAUCUGGGAAGAGUAAAUACACUCCAUAUCAUCGAGAGCGUUCAACACCAAUACUUCUGACAUCAGAGAAAUCUGUCAAGCCUUUUGCACCGGCACAGGUAAAAGUCAUUUCCAAGCCAAAGCCCUAUUGUCCUCAUUGCGACAACCAAGAUCACUAUCUCAACUCCUGUGAUAAAUUCAAAAGGCUGACCACUGCACAGAUCAUCACCUGGAUCGCAGAGGGCAAACGCUGUUGGAAGUGUGGUCGGAAUCAUUCAGCUGACUCCUGUAACCUCAAGCGACCAUGUAAAAUCUGCAAAGAGCUUCACCUUACCGUGCUGCAUGACUCAAUUAAUGACACCUCCAGAGCAGUGCUUAUGGUAAGCCUACCAUCGACACAGAUCUAUCUAGAUAGACCCAACCGCUCACAGAAAGUCAUGCUUAAAGUAGUCAGAGUCCUCUUGCACAAUGGUGGCCGAACAAUGGAAGCUUACGCUGUCUUAGAUGACGGCUCUGAAAGAACUAUCGUCCUUCCCCAAGUGGUUCAACAGCUCAGGCUAAAUGGAGCUCCAGAAGUUCUUCCCUUGCAGACAAUCCACCAGAGCCAUACCAAACUUGAUGGGUCCACAGUAACCUUUGAGGUGUCUUCUCUCACCAAACCUACUGAGAGGUAUGUGAUUCGAAACGCAUUUACUGCCUCUGGUUUAAGCCUUGCUGAACAUACUUAUCCUGUGGCAGCACUCCAGAAAGCAUAUCGCCACUUGAGAGGUCUACCCUUACAGCCAGUUGACAACGUCAAACCCUUACUCCUCAUAGGGUCUGAUAUGCCACACCUCCUGAUGCCAGUUCAGCCAGUGCGAAGAGGAGCAGAGAGCAGCCCCAUUGCCAUAUGUACCAAGCUUGGUUGGGUACUGCAAGGCCCAAUGUGUCCAAUUCAGCCCCCUAAAGGUCUGCAACAAUGUUUGCAUAUUAUGACAGCCCCAACACAUGACGAGCUGUAUCAGCAUGUUGAGCGCUUGUGGCAAGUUGACACUGUUCCAUACAAUGAAAAGGUGAUAACAAGAUCGAAACAAGACCAACAGUGCUAUAACCUUUUGCAGACUGCCACUGUCAGAGUGAACGUGGAUGGUGUCCAGCGGUAUGCUACUCCACUGCUGAGGCGCACUCCUAUCACUUUGCUUAACGCAGGGAUGGAGUCUGUGCUCCCCAGCUUAAGAAACAUUGAGAGAAAACUGGCCAAGAAUCCUGAGCAAGCACAAGUUUACUGUUCUGAGAUUCAAAAGCUUGAAUCAGCAGGUUACAUUGCUAAGAUAGCACCAGAUGAGGUAGACAAGUCCACAGAGUCGUGGUUCAUUCCCCACCACAUAGUGCACCACAAUGGAAAGGAUCGAAUAGUCUACAACUGUUCCUUCCAGUACCAUGGUCAGAGCUUGAAUGAACAACUCCUUCCAGGGCCAACACUUGGGCCAUCUCUGUUGGGCGUGAUCUUGAGGUUCCGGCAACAUGCAGUUGCAGUGAGCGGGGACAUAAAAGGCAUGUUCCACCAAGUACGUUUAUUACCUGGUGACAAAUCGGUACUGCGAUUCAUCUGGAGGAACAUGAACCAGGAAGCUCACCCAGACAUUUACGAGUGGCAAGUACUUCCCUUCGGUACGACCUGCAGCCCAUGCUGCGCCACUUACGCUCUUCAGUAUCAUGCCCAAGAAUACCGACAUACCAUGGCUGGAUUAGUUGACAUUGUAGAGACCUCAUUCUAUGUGGAUAACUGCCUUCACAGUACCCCCGAUCAAGGUGAGGCCAAGGCCAUAAUAGAUGGAUUGCGUCAGUCCUUGCUACAGGGAGGCUUUGAAAUCCGACAAUGGGCAUCCAAUGUGCCAUCCAUUCUCCGGCACCUCCCAUCGGAAGCCAGAUCAGCUAGUAGUGAGUGCUGGUUGUCUCAGAGUAGCACUGACCUGCAAGAACUUACACUCGGCUUACAAUGGAAUUGCCUCGACGACACCCUUGGGUAUAGAAACCGUGUAGCAGAACCUACUCAGCCCACUAUGAGGAACCUGUAUAAGACUUUGGCAAGCCAAUAUGACCCCUUGGGGUUCAUCCUUCCCUUCACCACGAGGGCAAAGACUCUGAUCCAGGAUCUCUGGAGACACAACCUAAGCUGGGAUGACCCUAUUGAACCCUUACAUCUGCGUGAGAAAUGGUCCACAUGGAUUGCAGAGCUUUCCAGUAUCACCAAACUACAAUUCCCUCGACCUUAUGCUCCUGGCAAGUCCGACACUCCGUCCACCGUCAGAGAGUUACAUGUCUUUUGCGAUGCCUCGGAGAGGGUAUAUGGAUCUGUCGCCUACCUUCAGGUCACCGACGAGAGUGAUGAAGUCCAUGUCACCUUUGUCCUUGCUCGAUCGAGAGUGGCCCCUAGGAAAUGUCUAUCUAUGCCCCGCCUGGAGUUGUGCGCGGCGCUCUCUGGAGCUCAGAUGGCCAAAGUCAUACAGACUGAACUUACCAUUCCCAUACACCAAGUCACAUACUGGACCGAUUCAACCACGGUGCUGCAUUGGUUAAAAUCAGAAUCUUGCCGAUACAAAGUCUUUGUGGGGUCCAGAGUAGCCGAGAUCCAGACACUGACAGAUGUUUCCAGAUGGCGGUAUGUUGACUCUGCUAGAAAUCCCGCUGACCACAUCACCAGGGGUCUUACUUUAGCGGAACUAGCUUGCCCCCACCAAUGGAGAUCCGGUCCUUCCUUCCUGACUCAACCACAGAAUAAGUGGCCAGCAUUACCCAGUACAGGAUCUGAACCAGACCUGAGUGAGAUGAAAAGAUCAUCCUUUGUUGGAGCAAUCACAGUUGUUCCCAGUCCAGUGCCUUUAGAUAUCAGUCAAUUCAGAACCUGGAAGGAGCUACUUCAAGCAACUGUGGAGUCCUGUGAUGGGGCGGCCAACUCUGACAACUCUUCUGAAGCCUCAAGGUAUAUACAGGCAGAGAAGCACCUCUUAGCACAGGCACAGCUUGAUUCAUUUCCAGAAGAAUUGCGGGCUUUGAAAGCUGGACAAUUCAUCUCGACAGACAGCCGAUUGAGGUCUCUCGCUCCAGAAUAUGACAAAGAUACUGGUCUUAUCAGAGUGGGAGGACGACUUCGUCGUAUUGAAACCCUGCCUCCUGAUGUCAUUCACCCUAUUGUUCUAGACCCUCAACAUCAGGUCACAAAGUUGCUCAUCCAAGACAUAGAUCAACAGCUCAAUCAUCCUGGUGCAGAACGAGUACUAGCGGAGCUACGCCGUCGAUAUUGGGUGCUUAGAGGCCGUGAAGCUGUGCGCAGACACCAACAUUUCUGUCAGGAUUGCCAAUUUUGGCGCUCCAAGCCACAGAACCCAAAGAUGGCUGACCUUCCACCAUGCAGGCUACGUCUGUUCAAGCCACCAUUCUUCUCCACUGGCGUAGACUGCUUCGGGCCCUUUCAGGUGAAGAUAGGUCGACGUCAAGAAAAGAGAUGGGGGAUCUUAUAUAAGUGCUUGACAACCAGAUGUUUACAUCUUGAUCUCCUUGAACACCUAGACACAGAUGCUUUUCUCCUGUCAUUACGACGCUUUAUAGCCCGCAGAGGGAAGCCCUUUGAGAUAUUAUGUGACAACGGCACCAACUUCACUGGAGGUGAUCAUGAGUUAAGAGAAUCCUUUAGUCAAAUGACACCUGAACUUCAGACACAACUGGCUAAACAGCAGAUCCAGUUUCGCCAUAUCCCACCGAGCGCCCCUCACUUUGGCGGUACAUGGGAGCGAGAGGUGAAGUCAGUUAAGACUGCUUUACGAGUCAUUUUACGGGAACAAUCCGUGCCUGAAUCUGUGCUGCAAACAUUAUUAGUGGAAGUAGAGGGCAUACUUAAUUCCAAGCCACUUGGCUAUGUUUCAUCGGACAUUGCAGACCCGGACCCUGUGACCCCGAACAUGUUACUCAUGGGACGCCGUGAUGCCUCCUUACCACAAGUCCUUUAUGACUCCAACGAGCUCUUGGGCAAACGCAGGUGGCGACAUAGCCAGGUAUUGGCUGAUCAGUUCUGGACUGCUUUCAUACGCAGCUAUCUACCAGAACUACAGGGCAGACAGAAAUGGACAUCGGAUGGCAAAGGGUUGGCAGUAGGACAAGUGGUGCUCCUAAUUGACCAUCAACUCCCACGAGCACUAUGGCCUGUGGGUACCGUGACAGAGACCUAUGCAGGAGCAGACAAGAGGAUUCGGACAGCUAAAGUCAAAGUCAAGGACAAAACAUAUCUGCGUCCUGUUGUGAAACUGAUUCCACUUCCUCCAAAGAGGGAUGGGGAUAAAGACACUUUGGAUGGCCUUUCUUAAGGGCUACAAUUAGCCUGCGGGUAAUUGGGGGCGGCAAUGUCAGAAAGACCAUAGGAACGGAAAUUAAGAAACCGUUUCUGACGGACUGAUAUUGUAGUUGCUACUUCCAGUACACUGAUGCAAUAGCCAGCUCCAGACGUGCGCUCUCCAUUAUUGUUCAAUGUUGUGCGUUCAUGCAAACAAAUACCACACACAACGCAAUAACCUAUGUCAAAUACUGCCAUUUGAGCCAUCACAUCUUCAGAUGAUGUUGUAAGGGAUAUUACUGCUUACCUGAAAGUACUAUUAAAGAAAAGCUUGAAAGGAUCCACAUCCACCAUGCCUGAUUCUCUAACCGGAAUCAAUGUCCAUAUUUGUCCGCCAGUAGAACUGAAAAUUUAACAAGGUUGACAGAGGUGGUAAUCUGCAACAAUUACACAUC